GCCCUACGCUGGACCCCUCUACCCUUUUGAUAUUUUCGAUUAAGUACAACAGAUGGGCUUGAGAAUGAUAUCACCCUGGAGUAGUAUUGCAAUCGGACUGGUUGCUGCAUAUAUUGUGUCCAGGCUUCUUGGUCGCAAGAAGCUACCAGCGCCUCUCCCACCCGGUCCGCCCCCGAAACCAAUCAUUGGCAACCUAAAGGAUCUCCCACAAAAUGGAGAACGCGACUGGGAACACUGGUUUAGACAUAAAAAGUUAUAUGACACCGCUGGAUGCGGUGGAAUCCUGGGGAUGAUUCCUUUUUCCGAUCGCUCCAAGGCGAUUCGCAAGGCUAUGAAUAAGGAGAUUGGAUCGAAGGUAUCCGUAUCACGCUUUAAUGAGCUUCAGGACGUCGAGGCCCGUCGAUUUCUCUUACGGGUGCUCGAAACGCCGGAGAACCUGACACAGCAUAUUCGGAAAGAGGCUGGUGCCGUCGUCCUCAAGCUGGCGUACGGGUACACUAUCGAGCCACACAAGCCAGAUCCUUUGGUUGAUCUGGCUGACGUAUCCAUGUAUUACUUUUCACUGGUUUGUCGCUAUGGGGCGUGGCUUGUGGAUGUUCUGCCGAUCUUGAGGCACAUACCUGCCUGGUUUCCGGGGGCUGAGUUCCGACGCGUUGGACAGAAGUCGAAAGAAGCUUUUGAUGCUUUCGGUGGGAAACCAUAUAAUUUCGUGAAACACCAAAUGGCCCAGGGUACUCACCAUCCCUCGUGUCUGUCGAGCAUUCUGGAAUCCGAAGACAUACGGCCUGGCUCCGAAAAAGAAUAUGUGACCAAAUGGUCUGCCGCAUCGAUAUACGCCGGCGGCGCUGACACGACCGUGUCAACAAUGUCGUGUUUUUUCCUUGCCAUGGCACUUAAUCCCGACGUUCAGCAAAAAGCCCAAGAAGAACUCGAUCGCGUGGUAGGAAACCGCCUUCCCACCUUUGCAGACCGAGACAGCCUCCCAUAUAUCAAUGCCAUGGUGAAGGAGCUUCUCCGUUGGCACCCCGUUGUACCAACCAACCUUCCACACGUUUCGACCCAUGACGAUAUAUGUCAGGGAUACUUCAUUCCAAAGGGCUCCAUAAUUCUCGCCAAUAUCUGGGGCUUUGCACAUGAUCCGGACAUAUUCCCAGACCCGAUGGCAUUCAAACCCGAACGAUACUUAGGCGAUCAUCCUGCCCCCGACUCUCACCGGCUUUCCUUCGGGUUCGGUCGUCGAAUCUGUCCUGGUCGUGUUCUGGCAGAUAGUGCCAUCUAUAUCAAUAUCGCACAAUGCCUAACGGUCUUCAACAUCAGCAAGAAAGUCAUGAACGGGAAGGAAAUCGAGCCUAAAGUGGUGUUUCAGCCUGCGCUUAUCAGCCACCCGGAACCCUACGACGUGAGCAUCAAGCCUCGGAGUCCGAUGCACGAGGACCUCAUUCGCUCGAUCGAGACGGACCAUCCCUGGGAGCAGAGCCAUGCAGCUGAGCUUGACAAAAUCACGAUUUAG
Molecule: messenger RNA, 1510 nt
Organism: Aspergillus alliaceus
Lineage: Eukaryota; Fungi; Ascomycota; Eurotiomycetes; Eurotiales; Aspergillaceae
Product: cytochrome P450
Exons: 7
Coding region: 53-1510 (485 amino acids)
Molecular function (GO): oxidoreductase activity, acting on paired donors, with incorporation or reduction of molecular oxygen; monooxygenase activity; iron ion binding
Source: RefSeq, a predicted model, not a curated record